This is a messenger RNA of Hyaloscypha bicolor E, 2102 nucleotides long. RefSeq names its product natural resistance-associated macrophage protein. The record is from RefSeq and is a predicted model, not a curated record. Gene Ontology annotation, molecular function: manganese ion transmembrane transporter activity; cadmium ion transmembrane transporter activity. Gene Ontology annotation, biological process: intracellular manganese ion homeostasis; iron ion transport. The transcript is spliced from 3 exons. NCBI's taxonomy places the organism in Eukaryota, Fungi, Ascomycota, Leotiomycetes, Helotiales, Hyaloscyphaceae. Bases 194 to 1978 code for a protein of 594 amino acids. Gene Ontology annotation, cellular component: membrane.
AAAGGCGAGGCACGGCAACGAGGAACAUCUGGACCACAACCGGGAACUAUAACUUCCCCAGAUUCGCCAAAUUCUUUCCCUCCCUUGCGUCUCCUCUUAGCACUUCUUCUCGUCACUACUUUCUCCCUCCCUCACCCACUUCCUCUGUGCUUUUCUUUAUUUACUCGAGAAAUUCUUUGCGCCGAUUCUCAUCAUGAAUUGCCCCUCGCGCACCGAGGAGCCAGAAGGCACUGGGUACAACCAAAAUCCCAGCUCGCUGGCCGCGGACCUCACCACGAGACAGGAUUUGAAUGGUAUUGCGAACAUGAGGGUCCUGAGGAGGAUAGCCACUGGGGACAUCGAAAGCGUGGUUGAGCACGUUCCUGAUGACGACGUGAAGAAGAAUGAAGCGGCGGCGAUGCCGAAAAAGGCUUUGACGAGUGACAGUCACGUGGGAGGUGACCUCUCGAGUUUCGAGGCCGUGGAUUUGAACGAGGACGGAAGAGGGGCUGGCGGGGAAGGGGGGAGCAAUCGAACGUCGACGGAAUUGUUCAAGCAGCUACGAAAAGUGGUGCUGAAGUUCGGGAAAUUCGUCGGACCUGGAUUUAUGAUCUCGGUGGCAUACAUUGAUCCAGGAAACUACUCUACAGACGUGGCAGCUGGUGCAAGUUUCCGCUUCAGGUUGCUCUUCAUUGUUUUGAUGUCGAACCUCUUCGCCAUCUUCCUGCAAAGUUUGUGCAUCAAACUUGGAAGUGUGAGUGGACUCAAUCUCGCCGAGGCCUGCAAGGAGUUCCUCCCGAAAUGGUUAAACAUUAUGCUUUACAUCAUGGCUGAAGUAGCCAUUAUCGCUACCGACAUCGCCGAAGUCAUCGGGACGGCCAUUGCAAUCAACCUGUUGAUCCCCAAGAUCCCGUUGAUAGCUGGUUGUGCUAUAUCGAUUGUUGACGUACUCCUAAUUUUGCUUUUCUACCACCCAAAUGGAUCCAUGAAAGGACUUCGAGCAUUCGAGAUGUUCGUUGUGGCUCUUGUGCUGGGAGUUGUGAUUUGCUUUUGCAUCCAACUAAGUCUGAUCAAAGAUACAUCCGUGGGCGAGGUAUUCCGAGGCUACCUUCCGUCUUCUGCUAUUGUGCAAUCUGAAGGCCUAUAUCAAGCGUGCGGGAUUUUAGGGGCUACGGUCAUGCCUCACAGCCUCUAUCUUGGGUCCGGCAUUGUGCAGUCGCGUCUACAGGAGUAUGAUAUCAAUGCUGGUAAUGUAGCAGCUUCAGUCCGGUCAACCGAUUCCGAAAAGCUACCAUACUAUCCCUCCCUUGGGGCUAUCAACUUCUGCCUCAAAUAUUCGAUCGCAGAGCUGGCAAUUUCUCUCUUCACUUUUGCUCUAUUUGUCAACAGCGCAAUUCUCAUUGUCGCAGGUGCUUCUCUCUCAUCGGACAGUUCGGCAACCUCAGCAGAUCUCUUCGGCAUCUAUCAUCUGCUCUCCACGAGUAUAGCUCCCGUUGCAGGGACCGUUUUUGCCUUGGCGCUUCUCUUAUCUGGAGUCAGUGCUGGCAUCGUCUGCACCAUUGCUGGCCAAAUGGUGUCCGAAGGUGCUCUAAACUGGAGCUUGGCCCCCUGGUUGAGAAGAUUGGUUACGAGAAGCAUCAGCAUUACCCCUAGCAUCAUCAUCGCUGGAGCCGUCGGACGAGACGGACUUUCUGCUGCACUGAACGGCUCUCAGGUCGCGCUUAGUGUCGUUCUGCCGUUCGUAUCAGCGCCUUUGAUAUACUUCACAUGCAGAAAUAAGUACAUGACAGUCCGGACCUCCGAGUCUGGAGAUCAUGAUGGAGGGGACGAGGAAACAAUGGACGGUAAUGUAGACGGUGUCGUGGAUAGACCACAGCAAGGAGGCGUUAAAAUGAGGAACCAUUGGGUGGUGGCAGCACUGGCUGUGGUUAUUUGGCUCGUCAUCACGAUUAUGAACGUUGCCAACUUGGUGCUUUUGGGAAAAGGUGAAGGCGCUUGAAAUGGGAAUUCGGUCGGCGUGGUUGAGACGAUUUUAAAUGACGAGCAUAACGAGAUGAAGAUAUGUGAUAGCCUUAGGGCAACUAGAAUACAUGAAUAAAGAAACAUACGCCUAUGCAAUGGGA